GCAUAGAAGAAGAGUCAGGCUGUGUUUAUUAUUCCCUCGGUGUACCGUUGACUGUGUGUUAACAGACUGUACUUUGUUAUCACCGCUCUCAAAAACCCACUUAUUCAAAGAGUAGCUGUAUGUGUUUGGUUUGAAGAAUCAAAACAAACUCACCUUGAUGCGUUCGCCGCAGUGUUAGAGAUGGCGGGUAGGGGCAGGAUGGUGCCCUGUGCUUGUCUGGGGCUGUUUGGUGUCCUUUGCUGGGUCUGGGUCUCCUUUGCCUCCUUUCCAGAUGAUUUUCAACCCCAGAGUGCUCUGUCAGAGAUGGAGUUUUCAUCUAUCUCUUCAUACAGAGGACCUGGCAACAGAGACCACCGCAGCAACAAGGAGCUGCCCAUUCUCCUCUGGUGGAGCGGAGGUCUGUUCCCACAUUUCCCUGGUGACUCUGAACGCAUCGACUGUGCCACAUCCUCCUGCCUGGUCACAAGCAACCGCAAGGUCCAGAUGUACAAGCGGACUGCAUCUAUCAUCUUUUAUGGGACAGACUUUCGGGCAUAUGAGGCGCCACUGCCUCGUCUCCGCCACCAGACCUGGGCACUGUUCCACGAAGAGUCCCCCAUGAAUAACUACAUCCUCUCCCAUGGACCGGGAAUCAGGCUGUUCAACUACACUGCCACGUUUCGCAGGGAGUCGGACUAUCCUCUGACCCUGCAGUGGCUGCCCUCUCUGGAUUACCUGCUGCAGCCUGUGGCUGUGUCCCUUGGGGAGAAGAACCGUCUGAGGAGGGAAGGCCUGGCUCCUGUCCUGUACAUGCAGUCUCACUGCGACGUACCCUCGGACAGAAACAGAUAUGUCCAGGAGCUCAUGAAGUAUAUCCAGGUGGACUCUUACGGGAAAUGCUUGAACAACAAACCUCUACCUGAAAAUCUUGAGGACACAUCCACAGCGACUGGGGAAGAAUCCAACUUUAUGAAUUUUGUUGCCCGCUACAAGUUUCACCUGGCGCUGGAGAACGGCCUGUGUCCGGAUUACAUGACGGAGAAGCUGUGGCGUCCUCUGCACCAGGGCUGCGUGCCCGUCUACCGGGGCUCCUCCUCUGUGGCAGACUGGAUGCCCAACGACCACUCUGCCAUCAUCAUAGAUCACUUCCCCUCACCCAAAAGUCUCGCUGAAUUCCUCAAACGUCUUGAUGAGAACGAUGAUGAAUAUGCAAGAUAUUUAGAAUUCAAGAAGCCCAGCCGCAUUACUAACACUCGCUUGUUAGAGGUGCUGGAGACUCGCGAGUGGGGGGUUAAUGACAUGAGUAAACCAAACUACCUGAACGGAUUUGAGUGUUAUGUGUGUGACCAGGAGAAUACACGACUGGUGGCAGAACGCUCGUAUAGGAAAGCCCCCAAGAUGAACCAACCUCCAAAGCCUAAAAUGGCAAACAACUCUCACAUGGGGUGCCCCCUGCCCAGCCCGGGGUACGGACAUGUCCAAGACUUACCUGCAGAUGAUGGAUGGUUGCAAAUAUGGCCUCAGGAUUACUGGCAGAGCCUGGACCAAGCAGAGGGGCUGGAGUCUCUGAUAAGACAUAACGAGUCCGACCCUUCGCUGCUGUGGAAGCACAUCCAAAACAUUGCUGUGAGCAGAGCCAGAGGAAAACACUGACACAGGCCUUACAGAGGAUGGAGCACGUCCAGAAUUGCAGAGGUGUACUAUAUUAUGAAUCCCCUUUGUUUAAACAAGGGAAUAAACCAGAAAUGGCUAAUAUUUUUUCACCGAAGCCAAACCUCCUUUAUCCUUAUGAGCAAUUUGGUGCUACUGUAACAGAUUUGAAUUUCGUGUUCAACUGACAUGAGUCGUUUGUCCUUUUUUCCCAAGUUCACUAAUGGGAAAAUAAUGUUUUAGAGUUCUAUAUGCCAAUAUUUUUAAGUUGUUUAAUUGCUAUAACUGAGGUGCCAUCAUUGCCUGAACUCCGCCUUGUAUUGUUAACAUUAACUGCAUGCAGUGCAGUUGUUCCACAGUGGCACAUUUUCAUUGGGCUGCGUCAGAGCCAGGGGACAGUGCUCUGCUUAAUGUGUGGAGAACUUUAAGACAUUAGCCGAGGAAGUGCAUUAGCUGCUUUACUCAGCAGGUAGCUUAUGGUUAUGAGCUAAAGUUACAUUUAUGUGCUAAACUAUUUUAAGUGACUAUGCAAGUAAAGUAAACUCACUAAGGAGUGAAGAAAGGCACAUGUAAAGUAAAAUUUAACUCCCUUUUAAAAUCACCACUGCAUAUGCAAAGUAUUCCUCAGGAUCAGCUAAUGAUCUCAGCUCAUUUGUGUACUGUAUAAUAUAUUGUAUAACGUGUUUUCUGUUACAUAAUGCUAAGAGAAUGUUUGUGUGCAAUACUUUUCUAAUCAUGCUUUUUCUAAACAUCUCACUGCUUGAGACUCCAUGACAUUCCCUCUGUCUGCACUCUGGCUGUGUUUAAAGCUGCAUACUAUUCAUACCAACUAAAAGUAAAAAUGAAUUGUGCUCCAACGGCAUAUUAUGAGUAUUUUGCAAAGCACACAUUUUUGAGAAUGUGACACGGGCUAUACAAGAUUUAACUGUGCUUUGAAAAGUAUUACUUAUGAGGCAAAUUAAGUUAAGAGAAAUUAGGAGCUUAUGUUUAUAAUGUACUGACAAAAACAAACAACACUACAAUAUUUAGUGUUUUGUUUAUUUUCCUCAAAACAAUACCGGAACAUAUUGAAUUGGCUGGAAAAGAGACUGUCGAAUGAGAAUUGUGGUAAACGAUUUUAAUUUCAUGGAAGCCUAACCUGGUAAUGUGAUACAAAAGACAUCCUCUCUCAUUGUGAACAGUCUGCUGGUAAUGGCAACCUAAGUAGUUAGUAAUUAGUAGGGAGUAUGCAGGGCUCUGGUAUGCAAUUUGGAGCACAGCCAUUGUUUUCACAUUUUCAUACCAAGAUAAUGAAAAUCAUUUUAUUUUUUUAACAAAGCAUCAUACAUGUGAACACACUAUUUUGUAUUAAGAAGAAUAAAGAAGUAAACAUUUUGUAAUAAAGUCAUUUUCUUGCAUAA
This is a messenger RNA of Eleginops maclovinus (Patagonian blennie), 3029 nucleotides long. It is a transcript of the gene pofut4, whose product is annotated as fucosyltransferase 11 (alpha (1,3) fucosyltransferase). The record is from RefSeq and is a predicted model, not a curated record. Lineage: Eukaryota; Metazoa; Chordata; Actinopteri; Perciformes; Eleginopidae. The transcript has 5 exons. Gene Ontology annotation, cellular component: Golgi membrane. Gene Ontology annotation, molecular function: alpha-(1->3)-fucosyltransferase activity. The coding region runs from base 181 to 1632 and encodes 483 amino acids.